AGUCGCGUGUCAUACAGUGACAGUCGUUAUAAUAUUGAACGCAGUAAUAAUUAUUGAUUUCAGACCAGUCAGAUCUCGAUCGUCGAAUAGUUCUACACAACUGUCGGCCAUUUACAGUGUCCAACGUUCAUUAUGACCAAUCAAAUGGAAAAAAUGAAGUGGUCCAGCGUCUUUGCGGAACUGUUGCUGCUGUUGGUUAAAAGCGUUUAUUACAUUGGCGAGUCUAUUUAUUACAUGUUCGUACCGUUGCCGGAAAAAUCGUUGGCCGACGACAUCGUUUUGAUCACAGGUACAGGACACGGAAUAGGGAAAUGUUUGGCGAUGCAGUUCGCCGACUUGUGCGCCAAAGUGGUGUGCGUCGAUAUCAACGCGCAGUCAAACGAGGAGACCGCAAAGGAAAUCAACUCUAAGUGGAAAGGAAAAGCUAUCGCUUACACAUGCGACGUGUCGACGUUGGAAAAAGUCAGAGAGCUUGGUGAGAAGGUCAAGAGCGAAGUUGGCACUGUUACCAUUCUGGUUAACAACGCAGGGAUAAUGCCAUGUAAACCUCUCGAGGCUCACGACGAAGCCACCAUAAAAAAAAUAUUCGAUAUCAACGUGUUUGCUAAUUUCUGGAUGCUCGAUACAUUUUUGCCUGGAAUCAAAGCGAUAAACAAAGGUCAUUUAGUCUUCUUGUCGUCAAUGGCUGGUAUAAUUGGCUUGAAGAACCUAGUGCCUUACUGUGCAUCCAAAUUCGCAGUGAGAGGCCUAGCAGAAGCGAUGAUGGACGAGUGCAGAGAAGAUGGCUACAAAAAUAUCCAUUUCACCUCUAUUUUCCCGUAUAUGGUCGACACCGGUCUGUGCAAAAAACCUGUAAUUCGUUUUCCCAGCUUGUUACCACUCGUAACGGCUGAGUCGACGGCAAAAGAAAUAAUAACCGCCGUUCGAAGGAACUUAAUUGAACAUUCCAUUCCGAGACCAUUGCUUACAUUCAAUAACAUAUUUAGGUGUUAUCCGUACAAAAUGGCAUUGGCCUUUAAAGAUUUUAUGGGCAGUGGCGUUGAUGCACACGAUGAUUAA
Messenger RNA from Acyrthosiphon pisum (pea aphid), 1059 nucleotides. RefSeq names its product short-chain dehydrogenase/reductase family 16C member 6-like. Gene Ontology annotation, cellular component: lipid droplet. The transcript is spliced from 8 exons. Gene Ontology annotation, molecular function: oxidoreductase activity, acting on the CH-OH group of donors, NAD or NADP as acceptor. Lineage: Eukaryota; Metazoa; Arthropoda; Insecta; Hemiptera; Aphididae. The record is from RefSeq and is a predicted model, not a curated record. The coding region runs from base 133 to 1059 and encodes 308 amino acids.